Molecule: messenger RNA, 1026 nt
Organism: Cynara cardunculus var. scolymus (artichoke)
Lineage: Eukaryota; Viridiplantae; Streptophyta; Magnoliopsida; Asterales; Asteraceae
Product: ethylene-responsive transcription factor CRF5-like
Exons: 2
Coding region: 1-1026 (341 amino acids)
Biological process (GO): regulation of DNA-templated transcription
Molecular function (GO): DNA binding; DNA-binding transcription factor activity
Source: RefSeq, a predicted model, not a curated record
AUGCUGGAUUGUCCUGAAAUUCCCGUCACCAUGUUCAAUUAUCUUGAGAAAUUUUGCACCAGAAAGAACUUGAAAGAAAACCGUUCUCAUGCUGGAAAUUAUCGGAGCCAGCUCCGACGUUUCGAAAUCCAUAAUCCCCAAAUUCAUGUCAAAAUCGAUCCACAAUUUAUGGGUUCUUCUCCCAAAUUCCGACUAAUUAAUCGUACCUUCACCACAAACCUUCAAUCGUUAAUGGAUUCCCCCAAAGUUGUAACCAUUUCCAUGACGGAUUACGACGCUACAGAUUCUUCAAGUGAUGAAGAAAACCCCCAAUUUCGUCGCCGGAAAGUUAAAAGGUAUAUGACUGUCAUUAAACUUCAACAGAAUUUUUCUGGGAAGAUUUCGAGUGAAAAUGGUGGUAGCAAAAAACAGUCUCGUCGGAAAAAGGAACCGGCGGCGGUGGGGGCGAGUUCAGGGAGUGAAAGGAAGUUUAGAGGUGUACGCCAACGGCCGUGGGGGAGGUGGUCGGCGGAGAUUCGUGAUCCGGCACGGCGGACGAGGGUUUGGUUGGGUACUUUUGAUACGGCGGAGCAAGCGGCGUUGGUUUAUGAUCGGCGAGCAAUUGAACUACGUGGAUCACAAGCACUCACAAAUUUUCUACAACCACCACCACCACCACCACCGGUGAUUGCUCCGGUUUCGGUUUCCGGUCAAUAUUCCCGCAAGGAGUCGCCGGAUAUUUGCUCGCCGACUUCGGUUUUACGGUUUUGUAAAACGGAGGACGUUUCAGAGAACCCCACGAAACCGAACGAACACGAACCAUUUACCAAAAACCCGUUUUCAGAUGAUUAUUUCCGUUAUGAUUCAAAUUCCGAAUACGAUUUCUUUGAUUUCCGGAUACCGUCUCCGAUGAUUCUCGAAGAAAUAAAUUUUCCCGACAAAAUCGAUACAGAAUCGAGCAAAAUUUUAUCGGGAUUGGAUGAUGAUUUGGAAUCGUGGGUAUCAGAUGUCGACAGUUUCUUCCAAGAUCCUCUUGCUGCGAAAUGA